AUGUCCAAAGAGCUACCGAUAUUGAAAAACUCGAAACUGGGCUGGAUUGCUAGUGGAAAGGUCAAUGCAAAAUCAGAAACAACCACGUGUGCAGUAUUCGGAGAAGAUGAUCGGGCAUUGGAAGAAUUAUUAAAAAGGUUUUGGGAACAAGAUGAUGUAGGCGAAGACCAGAAAAUGACUCUAGCAGAUGAAAGGUGUGAGAAUCACUUCCACCAUAAUACAAUAGUCAAUGAAGAUGGUCGUUUUGUUGUACGAUUGCCAUUUGCAGAUGAUGCAGAUAAACUAUCCGAGUCCCUCAAUAUUGCAACGUCCAGAUUCUUCUCAUUGGAGCGGCGCUUAUCGAAGGAUGCGAGUCUUCGAGAGCAAUACGUCAAAUUUAUGAAGGAGUAUGAAGAGCUGGGACAUAUGACAAAAAUACAAUCGAGAGAGGUGCGCGGCAGCCACUACUAUAUCCCACAUCAUUGUGUCCUUCGCCCAGAUAGUAGCACAACUAAACUGAGAGUCGUGUUCGAUGCAUCCUGCAAGUCCUCAUCUGGAUGGUCACUGAAUAACGUGUUGCAUUCAGGCCCAAAGGUUCAAGGCGAUUUGUUUGGAAUGUUGUUGCGAUUCAGACUUCCACGAUUUGUGUUUACAACAGAUAUUGAGAAGAUGUACAGACAAGUACUGGUCGACAGGAGGGACCGCAAAUAUCAACUGAUUGUGUGGAGAAAUUCCCCGGACAGGGAACUUGAGCAUUACAUGUUAAAUACAUUAACAUAUGGUACAACAUGCGCCCCUUAUCUGGCUACAAGGUGUCUGAAAAAACUAGCAGAUAUGAACCUACACAAAUAUCCAUUGGGUGCACAAGUACUUCAAAAGAACUUCUACGUUGACGACGGCAUGUGCGGUUCCGACAGUCUAUCAACGGCAAUCGAGAUGCAGAAGCAGCUAAAUAACUUAUUGUUGCAAGCAGGAUUUAGACUGCGAAAAUGGUGUGCUAACCACUUGCAACUCCUUCAUGGAGUUCCACCGGAAGAUAGAGAAGUGGACCUCAACUUCGAUAAUUCAUCAACCAAGGUUCUAGGAUUGACAUGGAUUCCUCAGGUAGACAGGUUCUGUUUAAAGAGUGGUGUGGAUGAAUGUGAAGUUGUUACCAAGCGAAAGGUCACCUCCGAUCUAGCAAGAUUGUUUGACCCAUUAGGAAUUGCAGGUCCUGUAGUCUCAGCAGCAAAGAUUUUUAUCCAACAAUUAUGGAAGAAUAAGAUUGCUUGGGAUGAUGAGCUGCCACCGGAGAUGGCAGCAUAUUGGUUAUCGUUCCGUGAUAAUCUUAAACUUUUGAACGAUUUCAAAUUACCCAGACAUAUGUUCGACGGAGAGAAGCCGACGAAGGUUGAACUUCAUACGUUUGUGGAUGCUUCAGGGAAGGCAUAUGGAGCGGUGAUAUAUCUCAGGGCUAUGUUGCAAGACGGAAGGCAGAUAGUACGGCUUCUUUGUUCAAAGUCGAAAAUAGCACCAAUUAAGGAGGUCACAUUGCCAAGGCUAGAACUGUGUGCAGCUGAAUUAGGAGCAAAACUGACUACGAAGGUCAAGGCAGAACUUGGUUAUGAAGACGUAAAGACUAUUUAUUGGUCAGACUCAGAGAUUACCUUAUACUGGAUCAACUCGGAACCAUCAACACUGAAAACGUUUGUUGCCAACAAGGUGAAAUACAUUCAAGACAGAACACUAAGCACUCAAUGGCGGCAUGUUGGGACAAAAGAUAAUCCGGCAGACUUUAUAUCCAGAGACAAUGCGACUAAUUUUGUGGGAGCUAAGAACCAGCUCGACGAACUUAAUCAUGCGGUGUUUGGGGAGAAUAGCAAAACGUUAAUAAAGGAGACAUGCUCAAAGGAGGGUAUAGAUUUCCAAUUUAUUCCCCCAAGAGCUCCGCAUUUCGGCGGUCUCUGGGAAGCCGCAGUGAAGUCAGCUAAACAAUUGCUACUGCGGACCACCGCUAGCGCAUCAUUGACUCACGAAGAGUUGGAGACCGUAGUCAUCGAAAUUGAGGCGAUACUGAAUUCGAGACCACUAACUCCUAUAUCAAAUGAUCCGAAUGAUCUAACAGCAUUAACACCUGGUCAUUUUCUUGUUGGUGAACCCCUCACAGCACAAGUCGAUCCAUCAACCAAGCAAUCUACUACAUCAUUGACAA
This is a messenger RNA of Musca vetustissima, 2170 nucleotides long. RefSeq lists its product as uncharacterized. The annotation marks the transcript as partial. Gene Ontology annotation, biological process: DNA integration. Lineage: Eukaryota; Metazoa; Arthropoda; Insecta; Diptera; Muscidae. Gene Ontology annotation, molecular function: nucleic acid binding. The transcript has 2 exons. The record is from RefSeq and is a predicted model, not a curated record.